This is a messenger RNA of Aureococcus anophagefferens, 1059 nucleotides long. RefSeq lists its product as hypothetical. Bases 1 to 1059 code for a protein of 352 amino acids. Lineage: Eukaryota; Pelagophyceae; Pelagomonadales; Pelagomonadaceae. The transcript has 2 exons. The record is from RefSeq and is a predicted model, not a curated record.
AUGGUGCGGCGCGCGGUCCUCGUCGCGGCCCUCGCGGCCAUCGCCGCGGAGGACGCCGGCUCCGGCGCGGCGCCGGAGCCCGGCGGGCCCGGCGCGUCGACGACGACCUUCGAGGCGCUCGACGCGCGCGCGGAGAUCUUGUUCCCCGAGGAGGGGUCGACGCUGGCGCAGGACUGGUUCGAGGUGGGCAUCAACGUCUUCACGCCCGAGCCCGAGGCCUUCGGGGACCUCUUCGCCGGCUGCCAGGUCUGCGCGCGCCUGGACGGCAAGCCCUACGCGUGCUGGCCCAUCUUCGAGAUGGAGUACGCGCCGCUCUUCGUCAACGUCGGCCCGGGCGCCCACGAGCUCGAGGCCGUGCUCAGCGACCCGCGGAGCCGGCACCGCGCGUCGCCCCUGCCGCGGACCUGGAGCGGCCUCCGGCGCUUCACGGUGUCGGACCCGGCGGAGGCGCCCGCGGACGCCGUCUCGCAGCAGGCAGUGAGCCGCCGCGCGCUCGGUGGCUUCGGCGCGGCGGGCCUCGCCACUUUCAUCGGCGAGGCCCCGGCGCUGGCCGCGGAGAAGGCGGCCAAGGCGCCGAAGGCGGCCAAGCCCAAGCCGCUCAAGGACGUCGCGCUCGUCAAGGAGCUCUUCGACAGCAAGAUUCCCGCGGCGGGCGUCAUGGCGUGGUACGACGCGCACCUCUCUCCGGACGUGAGCAUCGAGUUCAACGGCGGCGCGGUCAAGCUCGGCAAGAAGGAGUACCUCGGCCUGACGCAGGCCAUCCUCGACAGCGUGCCGAACCUGUCCUACACGGCGCCCAAGGCCGACUUCAAGAAGGGCAAGGGCAACACCGUCACCUGGACGGCCGUCGUCACGGGCACGCACACGGGCAAGCCCUUCUCGCCGCUGCCCAAGGCGCUCCAGAACGACGCCGAGGCCAUCACGGCCUACUUCGACAAGUCCGGCGAGGUCAUCACGAAGUUCACCGUCGCCGCGAUCCCCGGCGGCAAGGGCUUCUCGGGCCCCGUGGGCUUCUACCUCCAGAUGGGCGGCGACCCGAAGAAGCUCCCCAAGCUCUAG